This is a messenger RNA of Mizuhopecten yessoensis (Yesso scallop), 1794 nucleotides long. RefSeq names its product betaine--homocysteine S-methyltransferase 1-like. NCBI's taxonomy places the organism in Eukaryota, Metazoa, Mollusca, Bivalvia, Pectinida, Pectinidae. The transcript is spliced from 7 exons. The record is from RefSeq and is a predicted model, not a curated record. Bases 312 to 1364 code for a protein of 350 amino acids. Gene Ontology annotation, molecular function: methyltransferase activity; zinc ion binding.
GUACCGAGUAUCGUCGUAGUCAGACCGGCUACCUUGACCAUGAUUUUUAUUUCUGCAAUGGGACAUGGGAUUCGGUGCUCCAACGUGACUUGUUAAACACAUAUGUCAUUUGUUGAAACUUGUUUAUCAAACCCUCGACAGAACGUGAUCCAUAUAAUAAACUGUACACCAGGGGGCGUAACUACAACUUACCUAGAGUACAGGCAGCAGAUAUACGUCGGAGAUUACAAUUAUCAGACCGGCGAGUACAUCAGGUCAUCUGACCCUGACACGGCUGACCACACGCUGACCAAAGCGGAUCGAGCACAGCCAUGCCCACUAAAGGUUUGACCGAACGGUUGGCUGACGGCGAGAGUCUGGUAGUGGCGGAAGGAUACCUGUACGAGUUUGAGCGUCGAGGUUAUCUAAAGGCCGGGGCAUUUGUACCGGAAGUGGUCCUUGAACACCCUGAACAGCUCCGCCUACUCUCAGAAGAAUUCGUCCACGCUGGCAGUGACACCGUAGUGGCCUAUACGUACUACGGUCAUCGAGAGAAACUCCGUGCGAUAGGCCGAGAGGAUGACCUUGAGAAACUUCAGAGGACGGCCCUACAAAUCGCCCGGGAGGUGGCGGACAAGACGGGAACUCUGAUGGCGGGGGACAUCUGUAAUACAACAGUGUAUGACAAAGAUGACCCCGAGACACACCGUGAUGUCACAGCCAUGUUCAAAGAACAGGUGGAAUGGGCUAUGGAGUACAACGUGGAUUACAUCAUUGGAGAAACGUUUAACGACUUUGGAGAAGCCCUCCUCGCUCUGGAGGCCAUCAAGACGUACGGCAAAGGUGUACCUGCUGUCAUCACCUUUGCCCCGUCCAGUGCCUAUAGUACGUUUGACGGUUACCUCUAUGGAGACGCGUGCCGGAAGUUGGAAGAGGCUGGCGCAGCCGUAGUUGGUGUUAAUUGUAACAGAGGACCGAAGAGCAUGCUUCCAAUCGUACGUGACAUCAUCAAAAGCUGCAAAGGACCAGUGGCCUGUUUACCGAACCCGUACCGAACGACGGACGAACAUCCUACGAUGCACUCUCUGAAGGACGCGGACACAGGUAAGAUGGCCUUUCCCGACGACCUUCCCGCCUGGCUCUGUAGUCGGACACAAAUCAGGGCGUUUGCCAACGAGGCCAAGGAGAUGGGUGUCCGCUACAUCGGUCUAUGCUGUGGAAACGCCUCAUACUACACUCGUAUCGUGGCAGAAGUGUACGGACGAACACCCCCGGCCUCCAAGUACUCCUCAGAUAUGUCUCAACACUUCGUGUACGGCGAUGAAAAGUUCGCCAAGAAGUAUUUCUCGGCCGGACUGAAGGCCAAAUUGGCAACCAAUGAAUAGACACUUGACAAUUCCUGGCCAAGGGUUUGGUUAAUAGCAAUCGAGAUAUGUUGCAAUAUAUUUCCGGGGAGGACACUCCCCCAUCGGACUGUCUGCGCAAAUGUUUUCUCCAAAAGAUUUUUUGGAUACGAUUUUUCAUGAAUACAUUUGUCGCCUCAAUGAUAUACUUUCAUCUCAUUUUUGCAUUGACAUACAUGUAUAUCUAUUACAUUAUGUUACAUUAUGGAUAUGAUACACAAUCGAAAUUGGAAAAGCAUUUUGACUUUGGGGUUGUUUUAACAGGUGCCUUCCAUGUAAUGAUCAUCUACUUAUGGUUAAACUAACUGUUGGAAAUGUUCGGUCAUAGAGACCAGAUUCAAUUUACGUUUAGUAAAGAAAUGUCGCAGAUGAAAAUAAAAAUAUAAUAUACAGCAUACUGUAUUAUAUCUGA